AUGGCUUGGUUGGUAUUGCAGGGUGGAGAAAACGAAUACAACAGGGCUAUGAGAGGCAACUAUUCGCGAUUGGGAGCUUUUCGGAUCAUAGAGGAGUUCCUAGUGCCACACUCUACCGUUACCAUAGAGGAAACUGCCCAAGCGCUUCAUGAUCUGCUCCCCCCACCAGAUGACCCUGCUUUCCCCGGUGGAGCUGACUUGUUCGGAAACCUCAUACUCGAGUUAUCUCAGCAGAUCGAGUACGACAAUGCUGCUCAAGACCGCUUUGUGCGGGUUAUUCAAAGACUGCAAGAGUCGGACCGCGUGAAAAAACAUAUACCACGACGUGCCGGUGCCGGUGGAUUCGGUCGCUAUGAAACUAUGCCACAAAUGGCGCUCAGCUUAGUACAUUAUUCUGCGCCUCAAAUGGACAGGGAUAGAAACGAAGAGCACUUCCUUAACGUUCGGGCCUUCAUAGCGCGGCUUUGCAGAGUGGGAGUUUUGCAAGCUCAGGCUUGGUUAGUCAAUGAAAUGAGGGCUGCCUUGGAAGAUACGCUGCCAGACGAUAUGGAUAUGGUAUCCAUACAGGGUGCUGCGAUAAUUAUCCUGUUUGCUGGGGAAUGGUUGUUUGAGGAGGUCGCUCGAGCACCUAAGCUUGACGAGAUACAUGAUAACGAUAUGUGGAGAACUGGUACGUACUAUACUGGUCCUCGAUAUGGUUUCACGAGGUGGAGACACUGGCAAAGGCUACUUAUGUGGGUGCAACGGACAGUGCCGCUCGAUCAGGAGGCUAGGCGGCUUAUGUUCAAUGCCGCGUGGUAUAUGUAUGGAAUAGCAAGGUGUCUUCCGUCCUACUAG
Molecule: messenger RNA, 837 nt
Organism: Aspergillus niger
Lineage: Eukaryota; Fungi; Ascomycota; Eurotiomycetes; Eurotiales; Aspergillaceae
Exons: 3
Coding region: 1-837 (278 amino acids)
Source: RefSeq, a predicted model, not a curated record